AUGCCGUUGGCAAGAUGUUCGCCAGCCAAUUUCCAAGAAAGCUUACAAGUCUCAAAAUUCAUGGCACUGGCUGGGCACACGAUGCUUAUGCUGCUCUCAAUCGGUCUUCUCGGUUUCGCCAUUCAAGUCCUCGUCGAAUACGGAUAUUCGUCACCAAUCUCCGGGACGAAUAAAAGUCUGCAUUUUAGCUGCCCAAAAAUG
This is a messenger RNA of Mesorhabditis spiculigera, 201 nucleotides long. The record is from the annotation of a GenBank genome assembly. Lineage: Eukaryota; Metazoa; Nematoda; Chromadorea; Rhabditida; Rhabditidae.